Messenger RNA from Neopelma chrysocephalum (saffron-crested tyrant-manakin), 663 nucleotides. RefSeq names its product olfactory receptor 14J1-like. Gene Ontology annotation, cellular component: membrane. The record is from RefSeq and is a predicted model, not a curated record. The transcript has a single exon. NCBI's taxonomy places the organism in Eukaryota, Metazoa, Chordata, Aves, Passeriformes, Pipridae. Gene Ontology annotation, molecular function: G protein-coupled receptor activity; olfactory receptor activity. The annotation marks the transcript as partial. Gene Ontology annotation, biological process: G protein-coupled receptor signaling pathway.
GACCUGGGCUGUAUCUGCACCACUGUCCCCAAAGCCAUGCACAAUUUCCUCUGGAACACCAGAACCAUCUCCUACCAUGGAUGUGCUGCACAGGUCUUUCUACUUGUCUUCUUUCUUGGAGCAGAGUUUUCCCUCCUUAUCAUUAUGUGCUAUGACCGCUACGUUGCCAUCUGCAAACCCCUGCACUACGGGACCCUCCUGGGCAGCAGAGCUUGUGCCCACAUGGCAGCAGCUGCCUGGGCCACUGGCUUUCUCCAUGCUCUGCUGCACACAGCCAAUACAUUUUCCCUGCCCCUGUGCCAGGGCAAUGCCCUGGGCCAGUUCUUCUGUGAAAUCCCACACAUCCUCAAGCUCUCCUGCUCACACUCAGGCUACCUCAGGGAAAUUGGACUUAUGUUUUUUACUCUCUCUUUAGAACUUUGCUUUUUUGUUUUCAUAGUUUUCUCCUAUGUGCAGAUCUUCAGGGCUGUGCUGAGGAUCCCCUCUGAGCAGGGACGGCACAAAGCCUUUUCCACGUGCCUCCCUCACCUGGCUGUGGUCUCCCUGUACCUCAGCACCUCCACAUUUGCCCACCUGAAGCCCUUCUCAAUUUCCUCCCCAUCCCUGGACCUGGUGGUGGCAGUUCUGUACUCAGUGGUGCCUCCAGCACUGAACCCCCUCAUC